Molecule: messenger RNA, 818 nt
Organism: Botrytis cinerea B05.10
Lineage: Eukaryota; Fungi; Ascomycota; Leotiomycetes; Helotiales; Sclerotiniaceae
Exons: 2
Coding region: 245-676 (143 amino acids)
Molecular function (GO): oxidoreductase activity
Source: RefSeq, a predicted model, not a curated record
GGCGACUCCCAACUAGAUGACAAGACCAUUUUGUGAAGGUCGUGUGCUGGGACUACAAUUAUUCCAGGCUGGGAGAAUUGUGUCUCCCAAUGUUACACCACAGAACAAAGGGGCACGGAACUCAGAAAGUCUCUUGGCACCUUUAAGAUAAAUACCAACGAGAUAUCUCUUUGGUAAAAUUCUUUGCCAGGAAACACAACUCUCCUCCUUUAACUUAUAUCGAUCGCCAACGAUUACCAUCAACAUGUCUACCGCCCCUGCACAAAAUAAAAGCCAGCCUUUGAAAUACACUGUCACCCAUCACCGCAAGCCGGAGCAUACCCAUGAGGAAUUUAUCAAGUGGAUUGUCGAGGAGCAUAUUCCGCUUGCUGUGCCACUUUUCAAGAAGUAUGGCGUUACCAGAUACUCACUCUUCGUCACACCGGCUGCUCCCAACGAUCAAAUGAAGCAGGUGCUUGGACAAUUUCGACCAACCUGGGAGUAUGCCGAUUUUGAUUGUUUCAUUGAAUACUUGCUUCCUGAUUUGGAGUCUGUCACGAAGCUCUUGACUGAUCCGGACUGGCCUGCAGCCAUCAAGAAUCAAGAUGAUUGGGUCGACAUGUCAAGAGCCCUGGUCUCGGUUGGUUACGAGACUCCAUAUUUGCUAGAUGGUGAGAUCGUAAAUUUGGCAAAAUAAUUAGUACAAUGAUGCUUGGAGGCGAUAGGAUGAAGGAAAUUAGGGGUUAAGUAUGGAAAGAACCAGUAGCUAGCAUCUCAGAAUGGAAUAUCUUCAUGCCGAGACAAAAACAAUCUUUUGCACAGUGAAUAUGUCUGCUCCA